GCUUCUUUCUCAUUAUAUUUUCCCUCCUAAAAUAUGUUGCUGAGAAUAAGAGUCACGAUAGGUAGCCAAGAGAAACACAGUACAACUGUUUGGGGUCUUGGCUUAGCUUUUGUGUGACUGAGGAAAAUGCUUUCUUCUUGUAUUGCAGAACAAUUCAGUUAACUAAUGCCACACUCUUGGAAAAUUGCAAUGGGCUAUGAAAGUUCAAAAUCUAUAAGAUUUCAAGAUGAUUCUGAAUCAACAAAGCUUCAUGCAAAUAGUGUUAAAGACAAGGCUGAUGGAACGUGGAUACUGGACCCAGACACGAUGAAGUACGAAGAGGAGGUGCCUAGGAAGACUGCAAAAUCCUUGAAAGCUAAAGUACUAUCAAGAGUAUUUUCUGAGGACUAUGAGAAAGUGGGGAAGAACAUAUUAGAUCCUCGAGGACCUAUCAUUCGCCGAUGGAACAAGAUAUUCUUAGUAGCUUGUUUAGUUUCAUUGUCUCUUGAUCCUUUGUUCUUUUACUUGCCGGUUGCUCAGGAUGAAGUGUGCAUUGCUAUAGCAGUAUCCCUUGAAUUAGUUCUUACAUUCAUUAGAUCACUGGCUGAUGUUUUUUACAUGAUUCAAAUUUACAUUAGAUUUCAUACAGCUUUUGUUGCACCUUCUUCUCGUGUUUUUGGGAGAGGAGAACUUGUCAUAGACUCUUCCAAGAUUGCAGAAAGGUACCUAUGCAAGGGUUUUUUUAUUGACCUAAUAGCUGCCCUGCCCCUUCCUCAAGUGUUAAUUUGGAUUAUUAUCCCCAAUCUUAGGGGUUCAACAACGAGAAACACCAAAAAUGUCCUUAGGUUCUUUAUAAUAUUUCAGUACCUCCCUAGACUAUUCCUUAUAUUUCCACUCACAUCACAAAUUGUCAAGGCCAAUGGUCUUAUGACAGAAACACCAUGGGCAGGUGCUGCAUACAACCUAAUGCUUUACAUGCUGGCAAGCCAUGUAUUAGGAGCUUGCUGGUACCUUCUAUCAAUUGAGCGACAAGAAGCAUGCUGGAGAAGUGUCUGCAAUGUUGAGAAGCCAUAUUGUCAAUAUGGAUUUUUCGACUGCCACAGGGUUGCAGAUCCUCAUAGGAACUCCUGGUUCAAGUCAAGCAAUGUAUCAAAUUUAUGCAAUCCAAAUUAUGGUUUCUAUCAGUUCGGUAUAUAUGGUGAUGCAUUGUUAUUUGGUGUUACAAACUCACCUUUUGUCAACAAAUACUUCUAUUGUCUUUGGUGGGGCUUAAAGAAUUUGAGUUCCUUGGGACAAAAUCUUUCCACAAGCACUUAUGUUGGAGAAAUAGCUUUUGCCAUAAUUGUUGCGACUCUUGGGCUGGUUCUUUUUGGAUUGCUCAUCGGUAAUAUGCAGACAUACCUACAAUCCAUAACUGUCCGAUUCGAAGAGUGGAGGAUCAAGAAAACAGAUACUGAACAAUGGAUGCAUCACAGGCAGCUGCCUUCAGAAUUAAGAAAGUCUGUAAGAAAUUACAAUCAGUAUAAGUGGGUAGCUACUCGAGGAGUUGAUGAAGAAACUCUUCUCAAAGGAUUACCUAUGGACCUCCGUAGAGACAUCAAGCGUCACCUUUGCCUUGACUUAGUUCGACGAGUUCCAUUGUUUGAUCAAAUGGAAGAAAGGAUGCUAGAUGCAAUGUGUGAGAGGCUUAAGCCUGCUUUGUGCACAGAAGGCACGUUUCUAGUGCGUGAAGGUGACCCUGUCAAUGAAAUGGUGUUCAUACUCCGCGGCCAUCUUGAUUCUUACACCACUGGUGGUGGUCGAACCGGAUUCUUCAACUCAUGCCACAUUGGCCCUGGUGAUUUCUAUGGUGAGGAGCUUGUAUCUUGGGCCUUGGACGCUCGUUCAAAUUCUAUUCUACCAACAUCCACGCGUACAAUCAAAGCCAUCACAGAAGUAGAGGCAUUUGCUAUUGUAGCCGAAGACUUAAUGUUUGUAGCAUCACAGUACAGAAGGCUGCGUAGUAAACAACUUAGACACAAGUUCAGGUUCUACUCGCAGCAGUGGCGAUCGUGGGCUGCAUGUUUCAUACAAAUUGCGUGGCGCCAGCAUAUGAAACGGAAGGAAGCAGCUGAGCUCAUAGCCAGAGAGAACAAUGCAACUAAUGAGCCUGAACCCCCAAAGCCUAGCUUUGGUGUUUUUGCACCAAGGUUGACAGUGAGCACCAGAUGGGGUGCCAAUAAGAAUUCUAUGUCAGCUUCUGGUUUAGUUAGCUCAUUACGGAAGCCCACGGAGCCAGAUUUUUCUACAGAUGAGUAAUGAAUGGAGAAUUCUCAAAAAUUGUGUCAUGGUUGUGAGAGAGCUGUGUGUACCUUAUUUUAGGCUACAAAGGGGGCUAGAAGUGAAUUUUUUUUUUUUUUUUUUUUUUCACUCUUUAUUGUUGCACAUAGCUUUUUGAAAUCGUGUUUUGGAAACAUGAUUUUAGUUAUAAUUGUGAAAUUUUUGAUUUCACCAUUUUAACUAAAAUUG
Messenger RNA from Quercus lobata, 2487 nucleotides. Its product is annotated as protein CNGC15b-like. The coding region runs from base 166 to 2277 and encodes 703 amino acids. The transcript is spliced from 8 exons. The record is from RefSeq and is a predicted model, not a curated record. Gene Ontology annotation, cellular component: membrane. NCBI's taxonomy places the organism in Eukaryota, Viridiplantae, Streptophyta, Magnoliopsida, Fagales, Fagaceae. Gene Ontology annotation, biological process: transmembrane transport; potassium ion transport. Gene Ontology annotation, molecular function: voltage-gated potassium channel activity.